Opisthorchis viverrini is the source of this 1840-nucleotide messenger RNA. RefSeq lists its product as hypothetical. Bases 1 to 1458 code for a protein of 485 amino acids. Gene Ontology annotation, biological process: nucleoside diphosphate catabolic process. The record is from RefSeq and is a predicted model, not a curated record. Gene Ontology annotation, molecular function: nucleoside diphosphate phosphatase activity. NCBI's taxonomy places the organism in Eukaryota, Metazoa, Platyhelminthes, Trematoda, Opisthorchiida, Opisthorchiidae. Gene Ontology annotation, cellular component: membrane. The transcript has 11 exons.
AUGCGACCCUUCGCACACCGGAAAAUAGAGGAACGACCUUCCACUGACAUGCUUCUCAGGGAUUUGUUAAUAUGCAUUUUGCAAAUGACCGUAGCCCAUGCACUUGUCAUACCAGGAGACAUGAAAUAUGUAGUUAUCGUUGACGCAGGAAGUAGUGGUUCACGUGUAUAUGUAUAUACCUGGCGCGAUGGAAGCGGUUUAAAAAGUCCAGAACUUCUGAAAGAUGAGUUCGGGAGGCCUGUAGUAAAAAAAACUUCGCCUGGACUGUCCAGUUUUGCACAUAAUCCGAAAGAUGCCAGAAAACACAUAGAUGAUUUAUUAGACUUUGCAGAGAGCGCAAUUCCAAAAUCGUAUCUCAGUGGGACGCAUGUAUACGUUUUUGCCACAGCCGGGAUGAGAUUGCUCUCCGCAAAAUAUCAAUGUUUAAUAUGGAGGAAUGUGAGAUCAGAAAUAAGAAGCCGCUAUUCAUUCGAAUUCGCCAAUACAGAUGCGAGAACAAUCUCAGGAGACGAAGAAGCCCUCUUCGGUUGGAUCGCGGUUAACUAUCUCCUCCAGCGGUUUGAUCGGGAUGAGUAUGAGAAACAAAGGAAAUCCACAUAUGGCAUGCUUGAUCUCGGUGGUGCCAGCAUGCAGAUUGCUUUUGAACUCGAACCGAAAACGCGAAAUUCGACAAAUGUUUUCCCAUUAUCACUACGAACGAAAUCAAGCGAAGAUUAUGGAAGCUCACUUCAGUCGUAUGCCUUGUUCCUGCAUAGUUAUCUUAGUUACGGGGCCAAUUUUAUGAGAAAAAGGCACGAAGAGGUACUGCUGUUUAAACAUUUACCACCUUGGGCUGAUCCCGAAAAACCAGUCACCAUUGCGGAUCCUUGCUUGCAAAAGGGCCUGACCAUCAGUACUACGCUUUCUCCAAAAAAACCGAAUGAUACAGAAUCGCUGAGAGAAAACGAGGAGGAGAAGAAGUACCAAGUAGAAUUAGUUGGUGAAGGUGACCCUGAUAAAUGCAAAGUACUUGUUCGGGAACUCGUGCUUGGUGGAGAAAUGGGUAAGGGACCAUCCCCACCAAUUGGGUUCGAAAUGCCAUUUUACGGGUUGUCGGAAUUUGUCUACGCUUUGGAAGGAGUAUCAUCAAAAGAAAUCUAUCUUUACUCUGAAGCAGAACCAAAAAUAGAGGAAUUGUGUAGGAGGCCCUGGGAGGAAUAUACCAAAAUUCUAAGAGAACAGUAUGGAGACGAAGAGACGUACAAAAAGUUCCUCAAAAUAAAAAUGCACCAUUGUUUCAAGGCCAUUUACGUGGUCACCGUAUUGCACGAUGGCUUCAAGUUUCCAAAGACCUAUGACAAAUUGCAUCGUGUCAAUGAAAUAAACGGUACAGACGUGCAGUGGAGUCUAGGAGCUAUUUUCUUUAUCCUCAACUCUGAGGAUGGACAAGCAAACCAGGAAUCGAGACAGUGGGCCUAAAGGCUUACGUGGCCCGACCAGUUCACCUUGUGUUGCGCGAACCCACACAGUGUUGACUGGGGAUCCAAUACGCACCUCCGCAGGUAACAUUGCAGGGAGAACUGGUGGUACAUCUGUUUUUUUUGUGCUGGGGACUCACUCUCUGGUAUUUCUAACCUUAUUCUUAUUACUAUUACUAAUAAUUUCAUACAACACCUAUUUUGUGCAUUCUUUUAUUCACCAAUGUUUUGCUCUCACGAGAUUUGCCGCAGCAGAUGUGAUGUGUAAUCUCUGAGUUAUUACUUUGCUAACUGACUUGUGUUCUUUAUUAUCCUGGUGGUGGUGCUGGUAGCGGUUUGAAUAUGCGUUUGUUUCGAUUGUCCGAAAACAGUCUUGAUUAUGC